This is a messenger RNA of Manis pentadactyla (Chinese pangolin), 3058 nucleotides long. RefSeq names its product spire type actin nucleation factor 1 (gene SPIRE1). Gene Ontology annotation, biological process: actin filament network formation; cleavage furrow formation; intracellular transport. The record is from RefSeq and is a predicted model, not a curated record. Gene Ontology annotation, molecular function: actin binding. The transcript has 18 exons. Lineage: Eukaryota; Metazoa; Chordata; Mammalia; Pholidota; Manidae. Gene Ontology annotation, cellular component: cytoplasmic vesicle membrane; cell cortex. The coding region runs from base 389 to 2821 and encodes 810 amino acids.
GGUGACAGGUCGCCGCGGUCUGGCGGAGGCGGAGCGUAGGCCGCAGCACAGACCCGAGCCGCGGGCCGCGCGGACCCCGGCGGGGCGGCUCGCAGCCCCCGCACAGAGCGCGCGGCGGCCGCGGGGCGUGGCCGGCGGACGCCAUCGCGUAGCUACGGGCUGGCGGCGACGGCGGCGGCCUGGUAGGGCUGCUGCGGAGUCUCACAGCCCGCCGCUCGCCCACUGCCAGCCCGCCUUGUUCCGCGCCGGUCCCCUGCGGCGGCGCGCGCGGCCAGCUGGGCGGGGCGGCUCCGAGGAUGAGGAGGCGACGGCGCGCCGGGACGAUGCUCCGGAGCUGAAGAGACACUCGCACACCGCGCAGCGGCCGAGGACAGCGCCGACCCGCGGGAUGGCUCAGCCGCCGGGCCCAGCGGGUGGCACGGAGCCGCCAGCACAGCAGACGGGCGCCGAGGGGCCGCCAGACCCCGGAGCUGCAGGGGGCCCCCAGGACGCGCUGAGCCUGGAGGAGAUCCUGCGGCUCUACAACCAGCCCAUCAACGAGGAGCAGGCGUGGGCCGUAUGCUACCAGUGCUGCGGCUCCCUGCGCGCCGCGGACGCCGGCCGCUGCCAGCCUCGCCGCCGCUUGCGUUCGGCGGCGCAGAUCCGCGUCUGGAGGGACGGCGCCGUCACCCCGGUGCCCAACGAGGCCGGAGAGCCGCCAUCAGCCGCAGGUAAAUUGGGAUAUUCACAUUGUACAGAAACAGAGGUUAUUGAAUCUUUGGGAAUUAUUAUUUAUAAGGCACUGGACUACGGUUUGAAGGAGAAUGAAGAAAGGGAAUUAAGCCCUCCUCUGGAGCAGCUCAUUGAUCACAUGGCCAACACAGUGGAAGCCGAUGGUAGCAAUGAUGAGGGCUAUGAGGCCGCAGAUGAAGGCCUGGAUGAUGAAGAAGAUGAAAAGAGAAAACUCGCAGCUGUCCUGUCCUAUACAGACGUCAUGAAGUUAUGUGCUGCUCAUCUCCCAACUGAAUCAGAGGCACCAAAUCAUUAUCAGGCAGUAUGUCGUGCACUGUUUGCAGAAACAAUGGAGCUGCAUACAUUUCUGACUAAAAUUAAGAGUGCAAAGGAGAAUCUUAAGAAGAUUCAAGAAAUGGAAAAGAAUGAUGAAUCUAACACAGACUUGGAGGAGCUGAAAAAUGCUGACUGGGCUAGAUUCUGGGUACAGGUGAUGAGAGAUUUGCGAAAUGGAGUAAAACUUAAAAAGGUCCAAGAGCGGCAGUACAACCCUUUGCCCAUUGAAUAUCAGCUCACCCCUUAUGAGAUGCUAAUGGAUGACAUCCGAUCUAAACGAUAUACUUUGCGGAAAGUGAUGGUGAAUGGUGAUAUUCCCCCUCGGUUAAAAAAAAGUGCACAUGAAAUCAUCCUGGACUUCAUUAGAUCAAGACCUCCUUUAAAUCCAGCCUCAGCCAGAAAACUGAAACCCACUCCACCACGGCCACGGAGCCUUCACGAAAGAAUAUUGGAAGAAAUCAAAGCAGAAAGAAAGCUGCGGCCUGUCUCACCAGAGGAAAUUAGACGUAGCAGAUUAGCAAUGCGGCCACUUAGCAUGUCUUACAGUUUUGACUUGUCAGAUGUAUCUGCCCCUGACUCUCCAAAGAACAUUGUGGAAUCAUCAAUGGUGAAUGGAGGUUUAACAUUACAAACAAAAGAAAAUGCGAUAAGUGCUGCACAGCAGGUGCCUGUGCAGCGGAAGAAGCUCCUCAAAGCUCCUACUCUGGCUGAACUGGACAGUUCUGACUCUGAGGAAGAAACCCUGCACAAGUCAGCCAGCAGCAGCAGUGUGUCUCCCUCCUUCCUUGAAGAUCCUUUAUUGGAGGCUGUGUCUGCAAAAAAGAAGCCUCCAAAAUUCUUGCCCAUAUCAUCAACACCCCAGCCAGAAAGACGGCAGCCACCCCAGAGACGGCAUUCCAUUGAAAAGGAAACACCUACUAAUGUGAGACAGUUUCUGCCACCAUCCAAACAGAGCUCCCGAUCUCUUGUUCCUAGGAUAACCAGUGUAUGGCCAAGGACGCCUUUCCGACCCCUUUUUUCUACCAUACAAACAGCUUCUCUGCUCAGCUCGCACCCUUUUGAAGCAGCCAUGUUUGGGGCAGCAGGGGCUAUGUAUUAUCUCUGUGAGAGAGCUUUUACCAGCAGGUGGAAAUCCUCAAAGGAGGAAUUCUGCUACCCAGUGGAAUGCCUAGCUCUUACUGUGGAAGAAGUGAUGCAUAUUCGUCAAGUCCUGGUGAAGGCAGAGCUGGAAAAAUACCAACAAUAUAAAGAUGUCUACACUGCUCUGAAAAAAGGAAAGCUCUGCUUUUGUUGCCGAACCAGGAGAUUUUCCUUCUUCACCUGGUCUUAUACCUGUCAGUUCUGUAAGAGGCCGGUGUGCUCACAGUGUUGCAAAAAGAUGCGGCUGCCCUCCAAGCCAUACUCCACUCUUCCUAUCUUUUCAUUGGGACCUUCUGCCUUGCAAAGAGAAGAAAGUUCCAUGAAGCCAGAAAAACCACCCAGUAGCCACCAUCGGCCACUUCGGAGCAUUGCCAGGUUCUCCUCAAAAUCUAAGUCUGUGGACAAAUCCAGUGAAGAACUACAACUUCCAAAAGAGUUAAUGGAGGACUGGAGUACUAUGGAGGUGUGUGUGGACUGCAAAAAGUUUAUUUCAGAAAUCAUCAGUUCAAGCCAGCACAGCCUGUUGUUGGCCAACAAGAGAGCCCGAUUAAAAAGGAAAACACAGUCUUUCUAUAUGUCCUCUCCAGGCCCCUCGGAAUACUGCCCUUCGGAGAGGACUAUCAAUGAAAUAUGAGCCCCGUGCCUUUCAGUUGUUUUUGUGUUCAGAGUUAGCAUUAGCACGGGAGAACACUGAGCUGGACUGUCUUUCCUGGCUGUGGUGUUAGUUAAGAGGCUUGAAUUUGCAUUAGAUCAGGUUUUUGCUGCAUUGCAUUGUUCCAUAGACUGAAUGCUGUGUUCGUACCAAUUGGUGAUAUGUGACAGGUCAGCCAAUUGCUUAUUUACACUGAGAGAGAACAAUAGUUUGAAACUU